Aspergillus nidulans FGSC A4 is the source of this 790-nucleotide messenger RNA. Its product is annotated as calmodulin. Gene Ontology annotation, molecular function: calcium ion binding. Bases 87 to 536 code for a protein of 149 amino acids. The record is from RefSeq and is a predicted model, not a curated record. NCBI's taxonomy places the organism in Eukaryota, Fungi, Ascomycota, Eurotiomycetes, Eurotiales, Aspergillaceae. The transcript has 6 exons.
CUCUCUCUCGUGUUAUUUCUCCCCAUUCUCGCUUCAUUUCCCAUCCAUUUUCGAGUUCUGCAAUAUCCUCACUAACUAGUAUAGCCAUGGCCGACUCUCUGACCGAAGAGCAAGUUUCCGAGUACAAGGAGGCCUUCUCCCUAUUUGACAAGGAUGGCGAUGGCCAGAUUACCACUAAGGAGCUUGGCACUGUCAUGCGCUCGCUCGGUCAGAAUCCUUCAGAGUCUGAGCUUCAGGACAUGAUCAACGAAGUUGACGCCGACAACAAUGGCACCAUUGACUUUCCAGAGUUCCUUACCAUGAUGGCCAGAAAGAUGAAGGACACCGAUUCCGAGGAGGAAAUUCGGGAGGCGUUCAAGGUCUUCGACCGUGACAACAAUGGUUUCAUCUCCGCUGCUGAGCUGCGUCACGUCAUGACCUCGAUCGGUGAGAAGCUCACCGAUGACGAAGUCGACGAGAUGAUCCGCGAGGCGGACCAGGAUGGCGACGGCCGAAUUGACUACAACGAAUUCGUCCAACUUAUGAUGCAAAAAUAAACGCUCUUACCUUUGAUGUUUAUCGUUAGCGAAGAAGGUGUGGACACUUUCCAGCUGUCUCAUCUUAGUUGUCAUAUCAUUGAAUGUAGCCUAUCUGAUUGCGGAUAAGCAACUGAUGGUUGUAACGGCUUCCAUUUUGUUCUGACUUCUGAGUACCCUUUUCCUUCAUGUUUGUUCGUCGACCAUUCUGCUAGUGAGAUAUGCGUAGAGUUGGGUAGGCUGAAUUUACGAGUCUCUGUUGGGGAUAUCACAAU